This is a messenger RNA of Brachypodium distachyon (stiff brome), 1373 nucleotides long. RefSeq names its product guanine nucleotide-binding protein subunit beta-like protein A. The transcript has 2 exons. The coding region runs from base 85 to 1080 and encodes 331 amino acids. Gene Ontology annotation, molecular function: ribosome binding; protein kinase C binding; translation regulator activity. Lineage: Eukaryota; Viridiplantae; Streptophyta; Magnoliopsida; Poales; Poaceae. Gene Ontology annotation, cellular component: cytosol; nucleus. Gene Ontology annotation, biological process: rescue of stalled cytosolic ribosome; positive regulation of protein phosphorylation. The record is from RefSeq and is a predicted model, not a curated record.
UCCACCAUCUUCGCCCGCUUUCCUUCUCAUCUCUAGCCUGCGCCGCCGCACCCAAAACCCUAGCCCUACCUCCGCCUCACCACCAUGGCCGGCCAGGAGUCCCUCGCGUACGCCGGCGUGAUGCGCGGUCACAACGACGUUGUGACCGCCAUCGCGACGCCCAUCGACAACUCGCCCUUCAUCGUCUCCUCCUCCCGCGACAAGUCGCUGCUGGUGUGGGACCUCACCAACCCCAUCCAGGCCACCCAGGACUCCAGCUCCGAGUAUGGUAUCCCCUUCCGCCGCCUCACCGGCCACGGCCACUUCGUCCAGGACGUCGUCCUCAGCUCCGACGGCCAGUUCGCCCUCUCAGGAUCCUGGGACGGCGAGCUCCGCCUGUGGGACCUCUCCACUGGAGUCACCACCCGCCGCUUCGUCGGCCACGAGAAGGACGUUCUCUCCGUCGCCUUCUCUGUUGACAACCGACAGAUCGUCUCCGCGUCCCGCGACCGCACCAUCAAGCUGUGGAACACGCUCGGCGAGUGCAAGUACACCAUUGGCGGCGACCACGGAGGCGGCGAGGGCCACACCGGCUGGGUGUCCUGCGUCCGUUUCUCCCCCAACACCUUCGUGCCAACCAUCGUCUCGGGCUCAUGGGACCGCUCCGUCAAGGUUUGGAACCUCACCAACUGCAAGAUCCGCUCCACUCUCGAUGGUCAUGGAGGCUACGUCAGCGCCGUUGCUGUGAGUCCGGACGGUUCACUCUGCGCCUCUGGUGGCAAGGACGGCGUCACCCUGCUGUGGGACUUGGCUGAGGGCAAGAGGCUGUACUCGCUGGAUGCCGGCGCCAUUAUCAACUCACUUUGCUUCUCGCCCAACCGCUACUGGCUAUGCGCGGCGACACAAGAUUCCAUCAAGAUCUGGGAUCUUGAGUCGAAGCACGUUGUGCAGGACCUUAGGCCCGAGGUCCCAGUCUCCAAGAACCAGAUGCUCUACUGCACUUGCCUCAGCUGGAGCGCCGACGGCAGCACUCUCUAUGCUGGUUAUACUGAUGGAACCAUCCGGAUCUAUAAGAUCUCAGGGUUCAGCUACUCAACCUAGAUGAUAAAUCUUGUUUAGUGGCCUUAAUUCUGGUAAACUGCUGUGGUAUCUUCUUUUUCUACUGUCUUGAGGCAUGUACUUCUGCUUAAUUAUCUAUGUGUUAGCAUCAAGUAUGUUUCUGGAUAAUGCGGACAGGUACUUUUGCAUCAUGUUUUUGUUUUGGCUGUUGAGCAUACUAUCACAUGAACCAUCGAAUCAGUGAAGCUGCUCGGUCUGUUCUGUUUGUAUGAUCCCUUUCUGCUGGAUAGUCGUGCAUGGGAUUUCCUGUGAAAGAUGUUGGAAAUCAUUUGGAA